Penicillium soppii is the source of this 3105-nucleotide messenger RNA. It is a transcript of the gene canA, whose product is annotated as putative cullin binding protein CanA. Gene Ontology annotation, biological process: SCF complex assembly; protein ubiquitination. Bases 1 to 3105 code for a protein of 1034 amino acids. Lineage: Eukaryota; Fungi; Ascomycota; Eurotiomycetes; Eurotiales; Aspergillaceae. Gene Ontology annotation, cellular component: nucleus. The transcript is spliced from 3 exons. The record is from RefSeq and is a predicted model, not a curated record.
AUGUCAGCUUACUCCGACGAUGAGGAGCAUGAUCCCCAGGCGGAUGAGCUCCGCGAGACCGCCUUGGUCACUCUCGAGGCGUUGAUCAGCUCCUGCAACCAACAAAUGCAACCUUAUUUGACGAAAACCACUCGGUCCGCCCUUAGAUUCUUGAAAUAUGACCCCAACGUCGCCGAAACCGAAGAUGAUGAAGAGAUGGGCGGCACACAAGACGAUGGGAGUGAGGACGAUGCUACAGAGGACCCAGACAUGGACGACGAAUUCGAGGACUUUGAAGAAGAGGGUGGCUACAGUGAUAUUGACGAUAUGAGCUGGAAAGUGCGCCGUUGCGCUGCCAAGCUUCUUUACACCGUCAUCUCUACAUAUGGCCAUGGUCGCGCCGAGGAGAAAUCAGCCCUGUUCCAGCAGAUCGCCCCAGCUCUUGUCUCCCGAAUCAGCAAGGAAAGGGAAGAGAGCGUGAAGCUGGAGGUCGUGUCAACGUUGACGGCCUUGGUUCGGAAAACCGGCGAGGGUUCCAUGAUCGUCACCUCCAAUGACUUCCUGGAGGGUGUAGGAGGAUCGAAGAACUCUCGGAAGCGCAGACGCCAAGACAGCGACGCGUCCAUGAUUGACUUUGAGCCAAGAGCUGGCAUUUCGUUAACCACCGACUCUCCCAUCGCUCCAUCCUCCCCCAAGUCUGGUUCACAGGCCGAUCUGGCCCGCUCCGUUCCUUUGAUUGUCCAGAACCUGGUCAAGGUAUGGAAGCAAGCCUCAAUUCCCCUCAAACAAGCCGCAAUUAUCCUCCUGAAGAGCCUUUCGUUGGUCCGCUACGGAGGCCUUGCACACCAUCUUCAGCAGAUUGAAGACCUCAUUGCGGAUGCUUUGAAAACGUCAUCUGUUUCGGGAAGCACAGCUGCUCACACUGGGGCUGCUGUGAGUGCAGGAACUCUUCAGAUCGAAACCCUGGGUCUCAUCGCAGCAAUUGCUGAGACUCAUCUAUCCGAUGCCCUACUGCCAUUCCUCAUUGCACUAGUCCCUGGAGUGAUUGAAGCUGUUAACGACCGCAACUACAAAGUCAGUAGCGAAGCCCUGGGCGCUGUGGAGCAGAUUGUGAAAGCCAUGACCCCUCCACGUGUCUCAACCAAUGCCUCCGAUGUGACCUUGCAGCUGCAGAAGCUCUACGAUGUUGUGCACUCUCGGAUCACCGACACAAGUGCUGACCUUGAAGUCCGUCAACGUGCAAUCCACGUCUUCGGUAUUAUCAUUGCACGAACCUCAGGAGAACGGGGCUUGGAAUUUCUCUCAUUUGACAGCAGAUGCAGCGGUCUGGCUGUUUUGGUUGACCGGCUUAGGAAUGAGACGACCCGACUUUCUGCUGUCCGUGCGGUUGAUCAUGUUGUUGUCCUCGCCGAUCGCAAGGAAGAUGUCUCCAGUGAUUGGGCCAACAAUGUUGCUCUCGAGCUAGGCUCGAACUUGCGGAAGUCGGAUCGUGCUCUGAGAGGCGCAUGCUUGGAAACCCUCCGUAGCUUAUCUAUGAACUCUAACGUCAGAUCCCAUUUGACCCCCGAAACCAUGGCUGCAUCGGAGAACGCUGUGUUGCCCCUUCUUGCGGCUGCUGAUUUCCACACUCUUACGCCGACUCUCAUUGUCAUUGCCAAGCUUGUUCCUGGCAACGGAAACCUACUUGUCAACAACGCUUUGAUAUCUUCUAUCUGCUCAAUUGUGAAAAAACCAUUGGUUGGGACCGUUCUCAAGGCUUUGCUACUGUUGGUCAAGGUGAUUGGCGAUGAAGGCGCGGGCGCUAGCUUGAUGCAAAACCUUCUUCGCGAUGUGGGCAUCACAGGGGAAUCCUCCGUGGUUGGUCGAGCUGUGGGGACCCUGCUGGUUCAUGGUGGAUCGAAUCUCGGAGUCACCAUGGAUGACUUCACCACCGAACUCAAGACCGCACGGGACGACAGCCGCAAAUGCCUCGCCCUUGCUAUUCUGGGCGAGAUUGGUUUGCGAAUGGGCCCCGAGUGCUCGCUGACUCCAGAACUUUUCAUUCCCCAUUUCAGCUCCGAGUCAGACCAGGUGCGUUUGGCUGCUGCUACCGCGCUCGGAAAUGCAGCUGCGGGCAGCAUCAAAGCAUAUCUUCCAAUCAUCCUCGAGGGGCUCGAAAAGUCAAACACUCAGAGCUACCUGCUUCUUCAUUCUGUGCGAGAAAUACUGCAGCAUCCCGAGGUCGUACGCCCUGAUCUUGCACCAUCUGCUCACAAGUUAUGGCACGCACUUCUUCUUGUCUCGGAAGAGGAAGACAACCGAGCUGUGGGAGCCGAAUGUGUGGGCCGCUUGGCACUUCUUGAUCCCGUUGCAUACAUUCCUCAUUUCCAAGAAUACCUGGCCAACUCUGACCCAGCCGUUCGUGGUGUGGUGAUUUCGGCAUUCCGCUACACACUUGCCGAUUCAAGCGACGAUUAUAACGAUGUCUUGCGACCAUUGAUGGUGCCACUAUUGACCAAUAUGCUCAGUGACAGUGAUUUGGGCAACCAUCGUCUUGCAUUGACCACUCUCAACUCAGCAAUUCACAAUAAGAUGAAUCUCCUCGUGCCUCAUCUCGACGAACUGCUGCCGGCUGUUCUUGGAGAUACCAAGAUUAAGCCAGAGCUGAUUCGUGAGGUACAAAUGGGUCCUUUCAAACACAAGGUAGACGAUGGACUUGAUUUGCGGAAGAGCGCCUACGAGACUCUUUACGCUUCGCUCGACACCUCGUUCUCCCGCACACAUAUGCCCGAGCUCUUUGAUCGCAUCCUUGCAGGUAUCGACGACGAGCAGGAUAUUCGCGCGAUCAGCAAUCUCAUGACCUCCAAGCUGAUCAAGAUCGCGCCCGAGGAUAUCGAGCGACGUCUGGACGCCUUGUCUGAGCACUAUACCGCUGUCCUAUCCUUUAAGCCAAAGGAUAAUGCCGUCAAACAAGAGCUAGAAAAAGCCCUGGAGGCUUCUCUGGGUAUUGUCAAGAUCACCAGAGAGCUGAGCAAGGCUUUCCCCGGCGCAGAGUCAUCGGGCGAUCUUUACAAGUGGAAGGCCUACAUGGAGUUCGUCCGGAAAAACUUUAAUCAACAACUCACCUCCUUGGAAACCGAGUUCUGA